Molecule: messenger RNA, 11001 nt
Organism: Pygocentrus nattereri (red-bellied piranha)
Lineage: Eukaryota; Metazoa; Chordata; Actinopteri; Characiformes; Serrasalmidae
Gene: tenm4
Product: teneurin transmembrane protein 4
Exons: 32
Coding region: 441-8963 (2840 amino acids)
Biological process (GO): neuron development; heterophilic cell-cell adhesion; signal transduction
Cellular component (GO): membrane; neuron projection
Molecular function (GO): protein homodimerization activity; protein heterodimerization activity; cell adhesion molecule binding
Source: RefSeq, a predicted model, not a curated record
CUCCAGCAUUCACACUAAACCUCCUCCCUUCUCUUUCUCCCCCAUUCACGGCGCUCAGUCAUGUGUGGACGGAUAGUGCCGUGAGUGCUGGAGCUUCUGAGGCUUUUCCUCUGCGGUCUGAGCUGAAAAGAAAACAACCUGACUCUCGGUCAUCGCCCUUUUUCUGAGAUGUGGCUAACGCGCCCUGGACAUUUUCACCUCGCGUUCUGCUGAUGUUUUUUCCUCUAACGGGAGAUGAUAAAGACGCCGUGAGAACAACCGACAACACACGGCACGUUGCUUAUGCCUUCACUGCUCUGCUGCAUCCUCCAACAGCUCGGCGUUUUGUUUCUCUGCUUUAGCCCGGCCGGACGGACAGGCUCGGAUGUUUCUUCAGAAUGAAUCAGAGGGACUGAACUGGCUCCUUCGCUUUUGAUGUGGAGAACUAAGACGUGCUGAUCAUGGAAGUAAAGGAACGCAGACCGUAUCGCUCUCUGACAGCACGGCGGGACACAGAGCGUCGCUAUACCAGCUCAUCUGCUGACAGUGAGGACGGCAAACUCAACCCCAAAUCUUACAGCUCCAGCGAGACCCUCAAGGCCUUCGACCAAGACCCCCGCAUGACCUAUGGUGGGCGUGCCAAAGAGGUGGUACAUCAUGAAGUGGAUGAGUUCGGAAGGCAAGGAACUGAUUUCUCUCUCCGUGAUCUGGCCUUUGGAGACCCUGUGGCUCCUCAUAUGGCAGCAUACCGUCCAGACUUGGGGAUGCCCCACCGCGAUUACUCGGUCAGUGUGGGCUCGGACGCAGACACAGAGACAGACGGAAUAGUGUCUCCCGAACAUGCAGUGCGGCUCUGGGGCCGCAGCAACACCAAGUCUGGCCGCAGCUCCUGCCUGUCCAGCAGAGCCAACUCUAAUCUGACCCUGACGGACACCGAGCACGAAAACACAGAAAACGGUCCUCCUCUACAUUGCUCAUCUGCCUCCUCCUCCUCCCCUGUUGAGUCCCCAUACCCUCCCCCUUCCCAUGCAGCCAAUGAGAGCCAGGGAAGGUUGCUAGGUAACAGUGGGGCUCAGCCUGGCCAGGAUUCUGAGUCAGAAGAUGAGUUUGGCCCCAGUUCAUUCUUAGUUAAAACUGGCUCAGGGAACGUCUAUGCUCCUGCCACUGCAACUGCUGACGACGGUUCCUUCCAGAACCACUCAAGGCUGCGGACUCCUCCACUCCCCUUGUCUCACUCGCACUCCCCCAGUCAGCAUCAUGCAGCCUCUGUGGGCUCUCUAAGCAGAAGUAACUACACUCCACGCAGCAACGCCAGCCCUGCGCCCACCGACAGCACGGCUGCUCCAGAGGGACCGUCUAGCGCACAGGACUCCGCCAGUGCACAAGACAACUGGCUCCUCAACAGUAAUAUCCCCCUGGAGACCAGAAACAUAGCAAAGCAGACAUUCCUAGAGACUUUACAGGACAACCUUAUAGAGAUGGACAUACUGGCCACAGCUCGCCGCGAUGAUGCUUACACUGACGGACAUUUUCUGUUCAAGCCUGGAGGGACGUCGCCGUUGUACUGCACAACAUCGCCCGGUUAUCCUCUGACCUCCAGCACGGUGUACUCGCCCCCGCCACGGCCACUGCCCCGUACCACUUUCUCCCGUCCUGCCUUCAGCCUAAAGAAGCCCUAUAAGCACUUCAACUGGAAAUGUGCUGCCCUCAGUGCCAUCCUCAUCUCCAUUACCCUGGUGUUUCUGCUGGCCUACUUCAUCGCCAUGCAUCUGUUUGGGUUGAACUGGCACUUGCAGCCCAUGCAGAGGCAGAUGUACCAGCUAGCAGAAGACAACACCAGUGGCCUGUCCUUACCUACAGACCUGGGCCUGCCCCCGCUGGGCAACACUGGUCUGGAGCUUCCAGACCGAAGGGGCAAAGACGAUGGCAAACUGGACAGCUUUUUCCCAGAUGACAGCUUCAUAGACAUGGGCGAGAUAGACGUGGGUCGCAAGGUCUCGCAGCAGAUACCGCCUGGAAUCUUCUGGAGGUCGCAGGUCUUCAUCGACCACCCAAUGUACCUCAAGUUCAAUGUGUCUCUUAGUAAAGAUGCCUUGGUGGGGAUCUAUGGAAGAAGAGGACUUCCACCCUCACACACACAGUUUGACUUUGUGGAGUUGCUGGAUGGCCGGCGACUCCUGGCUCAGGGGGUUCAGGGUCUAGAGGGACCGCCAGCUCUGACCCAGCCACGGAGCCUCAUGCCCCUCAACAGCCAUGACACAGGCUUCAUCCAGUACAUGGACUCAGGCAUCUGGCACCUGGCAGUGUACAAUGACGGGAAGGAGACGGAGCAAGUAUCCUUCCUAACCACGGCUAUAGACUCGAUUGAUGACUGUCCCAGUAACUGUUUCGGUAAUGGAGACUGCAUAGCUGGAACCUGUCAUUGUUUUCUGGGAUUUAGAGGACCAGACUGCGGCAGAGCUUCCUGUCCAGUGCUUUGCAGCGGCAAUGGUCAGUAUCUGAAAGGGCGCUGCAUGUGCCACAGUGGUUGGAAAGGGUCUGAAUGCGAUGUUCCUACCAACCAGUGUAUCGACGUGACCUGCAGUGGACACGGGACGUGCAUAGUGGGAACCUGUAUAUGCAACCCUGGCUACAAGGGAGAAAACUGUGAGGAAGUGGACUGUCUGGACCCCACUUGCUCUGGGCGAGGUGUCUGUGUUCGGGGUGAGUGCCACUGUUUUGUGGGCUGGGGGGGUCCUGGGUGUGAGAGCCCCCGUGCUUCCUGCAUGGACCAAUGUUCAGGCCAUGGGGCCUUCCUGGCUGACACAGGAACCUGCAGCUGUGAUCCCAAUUGGACCGGCCAUGACUGCUCCACAGAGCUUUGUGCGGCGGACUGUGGCGGUCAUGGCGUCUGCGUGGCGGGCGGCUGCCGCUGUGAGGAGGGCUGGACGGGUGCCGGUUGUGACCAGAGGGCGUGUCACCCGCGCUGCAGCGAACACGGCACCUGCAAGGACGGCAAGUGCGAGUGCAGCCCAGGCUGGAACGGAGAACACUGCACCAUCGCUCACUAUCUGGAUAAGGUAGUGAAAGAGGGUUGCCCUGGUCUGUGUAACGGCAAUGGCAGGUGCACGCUGGGUAAUAAUGGCUGGUACUGCGUGUGCCAGCUGGGCUGGAGAGGAACAGGCUGUGACACCUCCAUGGAGACGGCAUGCAGCGACGCCAAGGACAACGACGGAGAUGGCCUGCUGGACUGCAUGGACCCAGACUGCUGCUUGCAGGCUUCAUGCCACACCACCUCUCUCUGUGUGGGCUCUCCGGAUCCACUGGAUAUCAUCCAAGAGACGCAGAUCUCCUCCAGCCCGAGCAACCUGCAGUCCUUCUACCAGCGUGUGCGUUUCCUGGUGGGCCGAGAUAGCACCCACGUCAUCCCCGGGUCCAACCCCUUCGAGGGAAGUCACGCCUGCGUCAUUCGAGGACAAGUGGUCACCUCUGAUGGCACACCGCUGGUUGGAGUGAACAUCAGCUUCAUCAACAACCCAGUUUAUGGAUACACCAUCACCAGACAGGACGGCAGCUUUGACCUGGUCUCUAAUGGCGGUGUGGCUAUCGCUCUGCGCUUUGAGCGUGCUCCAUUCAUCACGCAGGAGCACACGCUGUGGCUGCCAUGGUCACGCUUCUUCGUUAUGGACACCAUCGUCAUGCGGCAUGAGGUCAACGACAUCCCCAGCUGUGACCUCAGCAGCUUCACCCGGCCCAGUCCAGUCGUUCUGCCUGCUCCCCUGACCGCCUUUGCUGGGAACUGCCCUGAGAGGGGUGGCAUCAUCCCUGAGAUUCAGGCUCUACAGGAAGAAGUGCAUAUCCCAGGCACGGAGCUCCGCCUGGGCUAUCUGAGCAGCCGCACUGCUGGCUACAAAUCCCUGUUGAGGGUCACUUUGACGCACGCAGUCAUCCCAUUUAACCUGAUGAAGGUGCACUUGAUGGUGGCGGUAGAGGGUCGUCUCUUCAGGAAGUGGUUCUCGGCUGCUCCUAACCUCUCAUACGAUUUUGUCUGGGACAAGACAGAUGUCUACAGUCAGAAGGUGUACGGCCUGUCGGAGGCUUUCGUGUCUGUGGGGUUUGAGUAUGAGUCAUGUCCUGACCUGAUCCUGUGGGAGAAGAGGACAGCCAUUCUGCAGGGUUACGAGACUGCUGCAUCCAGUCUGGGGGGCUGGAGCAUAGACCAACACCAUGCACUCAACAUACAAAGUGGCAUCCUUCACAAGGGCAAUGGCGAAAACGUCUUCAUUUCCCAGCAGCCCCCAGUCAUCGGGAGUAUCAUGGGUAAUGGGCGGCGGCGCAGUAUCUCCUGUCCGAGCUGUAAUGGCCUGGCUGAUGGAAAUAAGCUUUUAGCUCCUGUAGCUUUGGCCUGUGGCUCUGAUGGCAGCUUAUUUGUAGGUGACUUCAACUAUAUCCGUCGAAUCUUCACCACUGGGAAUGUCACCAGCGUUCUGGAGCUCAGAAAUAAAGAUUUCAGACACAGUAACAGUCCUGCCCACAAAUAUUACCUGGCCACCAGUCCAGUGUCUGGCGCUCUAUACCUGUCAGACACCAGCAGCAGGAAAGUGUUCAAGGUGAAGUCCCUGAACACAGUGAAGGAUGUGGCGAAGAACCUGGAGCUGGUAGCUGGGACAGGAGACCAGUGUCUGCCCUACGACGAGACCCGCUGUGGGGAUGGAGGAAAGGCCGCAGAAGCCACUCUCACCAAUCCAAGAGGCAUCACAGUGGACAAGUAUGGCAUGAUCUUCUUUGUAGACGGCACCAUGAUCCGCCGCAUCGAUCAGAACGGAAUUAUCUCAACAUUGCUGGGCUUCAAUGACUUGACCUCAGCACGACCCCUGAGCUGUGACUCGGUGAUGGACAUCUCGCAGGUGCGUUUGGAAUGGCCCACUGACCUAGCAGUGAGUCCAAUGGACAAUUCCCUAUAUGUGCUGGACAAUAACGUGGUGCUACAGAUAUCUGAGAACCAUCAGGUGAGGAUAGUUGCUGGUCGGCCCAUGCACUGCCAGGUGCCUGGCCUAGACCACUUUUUGGUCAGCAAGGUUGCUGUUCAUGCCACACUGGAAUCCGCCACCGCCUUGGCCGUGUCUCACAAUGGCAUCCUCUACAUCGCCGAAUCUGACGACAAGAAAAUCAACCGUGUGCGACAGGUUUCGACCAAUGGCGAAAUCUCAUUGGUCGCAGGCGCACCUAGUGGCUGCGACUGCAAGAAUGAUGCAAACUGCGACUGCUACUCAGGUGAUGAUGGCUACGCCAAAGACGCAAAACUCAACUCUCCAUCCUCUCUGGCGGUCUCACCUAAUGGUGAGCUCUUCAUUGCUGACCUGGGCAAUAUUCGCAUCCGAUACGUACGCCGAAAUAAGCCUUAUCUCAACCCGCUCAACAUGUAUGAGGUAUCAUCACCUAUUGAUGAUGAACUCUAUCUGUUUGACGCCAAUGGGAGCCACAUCUACACCCAGAGUCUGACCACUGGUGAUUUCCUGUACAACCUGACUUAUUCUGGAGAAGGUGACCUAAGUACUGUCACAGACAAAAACAAGAACAAAGUGACCAUUCGCAGGGACACCACAGGGCUGCCCCUCUGGAUCAUGGCCCCUGAUGGCCAGACCUUCUGGUUCACUAUUGGCACUAAUAAUGCACUCAAGAGUGUUGCUGCCCAAGGUCAAGAACUAGCAAUGAUGACAUACCAUGGAAGCUCAGGACUGCUGGCAACAAAGAGCAAUGAAGAUGGAUGGACCACUUUUUAUGAGUAUGACAGUUACGGGCGACUGACGAACGUGACCUACCCCACAGGCAGGGUGAGCAGUUACCGCACAGAUGCUGACAAUGCAGUGCGUGUGCAGGCUGAAGGCUCCAACAAAGAAGACAUCAUUGUCACAACCAACCUCUCGGCCUCUGGAACCUUCUACACUCUCAUGCAAGAACAAGUAAAGAACAGUUAUUACAUUGGGCUGGAUGGCUCUCUGAGGUUGGUUCUGGCUAAUGGCAUGGAGGUGUCCCUGCAUACAGAACCCCAUCUACUCUCAGGCACGGUCAACCCAACGGUCAGCAAGAGGAACGUCACUCUACCCAUAGACAAUGGCCUCAACUUGGUGGAGUGGAGGCAGAGGAAAGAGCAAGCCAGAGGACAAGUGACUGUAUACGGACGCAGACUGAGGGUUCAUAACAGAAACCUACUGUCCAUGGACUUUGACCGCAUCACCCGAACAGAGAAAGUAUAUGACGACCACAGGAAGUUUACUCUGAGGAUUCAUUAUGACCUUGCAGGCAGACCCACCCUGUGGGCUCCAAGUAGCCGGCUGAAUGGGGUCAACGUCACCUACUCCCCUGGUGGGCAUGUGGCUGGCAUCCAAAGGGGCACCAUGUCCGUCCGAAUGGAAUAUGAUCAGAACGGAAGAAUCACUUCUCAGAUAUUUGCAGAUGGCAAGUCAUGGAGCUAUACUUACCUUGAGAAGUCCAUGGUGCUGUUGCUGUACAGCCAGCGACAGUACAUCUUUGAGUUUGACAAGAACGACCGUCUCUCAUCUGUCACUAUGCCCAACGUGGCCCGACAGACCCUAGAGACUACCCGCUCAAUUGGUUACUAUAGAAACACAUACAGGCCUCCUGAGGGCAAUGCCACUGUGCUGCAGGAUUACACCGAAGAUGGCCUGCUUCUGCAGACGAUUCACCAAGGCACGGGACGUAGGAUCAUCUAUAAGUACGGCAAGCUCUCGCGUCUGCUUGAGAUUCUGUACGACACCACACGGGUCGCUUUCUCGUAUGAUGAGGCGGCAGGCAUGCUGAAGACAGUCAGUCUACAGAGUGAGGGUUUCACCUGCACCAUCCGCUACCGGCAGAUUGGCCCUCUCAUUGACCGACAGAUCUUCCGUUUCAGUGAGGAAGGCAUGGUCAAUGCCCGAUUUGACUACAACUAUGACAACAGCUUCCGAGUCACCAGCAUGCAAGCUGUCAUUAAUGAGACGCCAUUGCCCAUUGAUCUGUACCGCUAUGAUGACGUUUCUGGUAAAACAGAGCAGUUUGGCAAGUUUGGAGUCAUCUACUAUGACAUCAACCAGAUCAUUACAACAGCUGUCAUGACCCACACCAAACACUUUGAUGCCUACGGGCGAGUGAAAGAGGUUCAGUACGAGAUUUUUCGCUCAUUGAUGUACUGGAUGAUGGUGCAGUAUGACAACAUGGGCCGAGUGGUAGCCAAAGAGCUAAAAGUAGGGCCUUAUGCCAAUACCACACGGUACACGUAUGAGUACGAUGCUGAUGGCCAGCUCCAAGUGGUGUCCAUCAAUGACAAGCCCUUGUGGCGCUACAGCUAUGAUCUGAAUGGUAACCUGCACCUGCUGAGUCCAGGCAACAGUGCCCGCCUCACUCCACUACGUUAUGACAUACGGGACCGCAUCACACGACUUGGAGAUGUCCAGUACAGGUUAGAUGAAGAUGGGUUCCUCAGGCAGAGAGGCAAUGACUUUUUUGAAUACAACUCAGCUGGCCUGCUGGUCAGGGCCUACAGCAAGGUUGGCGGAUGGAGCAUAAAAUAUCGUUAUGAUGGUCUGGGCCGCAGAGUGUCCAGUAGGAGCAGCUCAGGUCACCAUCUACAGUUCUUUUAUGCAGACCUGUCCAGCCCUACAAGAGUCACCCACAUGUACAACCAUUCUAGCUCAGAGAUCACCUCACUCUACUAUGACCUUCAGGGCCACCUCUUCGCCAUGGAACUAAGCAGUGGGGAUGAAUAUUAUGUGGCCUGUGAUAACAUUGGCACACCACUGGCUGUAUUCAGUGGUUCAGGUCUCAUGAUCAAGCAGAUCCUUCACACGGCAUUUGGAGAGGUCUACCUGGACUCAAACCCAAGCUUUCAACUGGUGGUGGGCUAUCAGGGUGGCCUCUAUGAACCACUCACAAAGCUGGUGCACAUGGGCCGCAGAGACUACGACGUCCUGGCAGGCCGCUGGACCACACCCGACCAUGACAUCUGGAAGCAGCUGAACAACAACAUUGUGCCCUUUAACCUCUACAUGUUCAAGAACAAUAACCCUCUGAGCAACACACAAGAGACCAAGUGCUACAUGACAGAUGUGAAUAGCUGGUUGGUGACAUUUGGCUUUCAGCUGUAUAAUGUCAUCCCUGGAUAUCGCAAACCAGUCACAGAUGCCAUGGAGCCAUCAUAUGAGCUUAUUCAUACCCAAGUGAAGACACAAGAGUGGGACAGCACCAAGUCUGUACUCGGAGUCCAGUGUGAGGUCCAGAGACAGCUCAAGUCCUUCGUCCGGCUGGAGCGCUUUGACCAGAUCUACAGAGCAAGUGGUGCUGGCUGCCAGCAGUUACCUGGCCACACGUCCUUUGCUUCAGGAAGUUCAAUGUUUGGGAAAGGAGUGAAACUGGCCAUCCGGGAGGGUCGUGUGAGCGCUGACAUAAUCAGCCUGGCCAACGAGGAUGACCGACGGUUGGCCGCCGUUUUAGACCAGGCCAUUUACCUGCAGGACCUUCACUUCACCAUUGCUGGCAUUGACACACACUACUUUGUUAAACUGGGGCCAGUAGAGGGCGACCUGACACUUUUAGGCAUGACGGUGGGUCGCCGGACGCUGGAGACGGGUGUGAAUGUGUCAGUCUCGCAGGUCAACGCUGUGUUGGGUGGCCGGACACGCCGCAUCACAGAUGUGAGGCUGCAGCAUGGCACGCUAAGCCUGAAUGUGCGCUACGGCAGCAGCGUUGAGGAGGAAAAGGUCCGGGUGCUGGAGCUGGCCAGGCAGAGGGUGGUGGAUGCGGCCUGGACCCGAGAGCGCCUCAGGCUUCGGCAGGGCGAGGACGGCACCCGCACAUGGACAGACGGAGAGAGGCAGCAGCUUCUGGCCUCAGGCCGCGUACAAGGCUACGAGGGCUACUACAUUGUUUCCGUGGACCAGUUCCCUGAGCUGGCUGACAGCGUCAGCAACGUCCACUUUCUGCGACAGAGCGAAAUGGGCCGCAGGUGACAUGACGGUGCCACUUGGACUCCGGGACCUCUUGCCAAAGACAAGUUGCUUACGUGACCACUUUGUUUAAUUUUAGUUUAUUUCAUUUGUUUAUUUCCUUAAAAUGUGUCUUGACUUUUUUUCAAAAAAAAAAAAAAAAAAAAAAAGAGAAAAGAAAGAACUUCAUGCUUGCAAAGCAGUUGCACUUCAUAGACAUUUGAGUGCUCUUUUUUUUUUUUGGAAUUCCUCAACAGUCUUUGCCCUUUGAGUUGUGGCUGCUAGAGGAAUGGCAUAUGGCGACGUCAGCUACUCUGUUCUGCCUCCCUGUCUACAGAUCUGCUCAAAGGAAAGCCUAGAAGACUGGCUGCUAGUGCAUUAUGGUCAUUUGCUGGUUCUGCUGCCAGGUGGAGCAGAUUGGCACUCAGCUUCACCUCCAUCCUGCCUUUGCCCCCCUCCCCACACCACAGCCAAGGAGAGACAUUCUUUUUUUUUUUUAUUCGCUUCUUUUUAUACUUGAAAGCCUGACCAUGCCACACUCAAAGGAGGACGACGGUGUCUGUUGUUUAGGCUUCUAAUUACCCCCUCUCUCCCGCCCAUUCAUCCUCGACUCCUGUCACGGUGUCGCAUGCCGUUUCCUGACUGGUUCCUAGUAUUUUUUUACUGUCCAAAUUUGACCAAAUGGAUAAAAAAGGAUUGAGUUUGUCCAAAAAAGACUUGUCCAAAUAAGUGGCGAAACAGAAAAUAGUUCCCCAUGGUCUUAUGAAAAUGAAAAUGGCACUGUUUGAAAAUGUAGUAGAAGGUUUCUGUAUUAAAAUGAAUAUUUUACUAAAAUAGUUCAAAAAUCACUCCAAAUUUUAUUUCAUAGCUGCAUAUAUGGAAGUACAGUAUAACUAAUGUGAAUACAUUACAAAAAAUGUGAACUGUUGUCCCUUUUACUGCUAACUGUUGUAUUUGAACGAUGCCUAGUGUUCUGACACAUGGAAUAAAGUAUAUAUAUGUUUGGGAAUGUCAAUCGGUUAAAUUAAUUUGUUUGCUUUUAAUUGUUAAAGAAAAGAAAGAUUUUAAUAUGCUAAACCGUUCCUUUUAAGGAUAACAGUAUUUAUUUUAGUAAUGUGCUUUUUAAAGCAAUAUUCCUCCUCUUUUGUUCCCUAUGUGCAAGAGAUGUGAAUGCUUAAAACACAAGAAAAAAAAAGACAGCACAUUGCUUAGCCAUUCCCUUUCUCAAGGUGUGGAGUGCUAGCCUUGAACACUGGGCUAAGGACAGAUUUAAAGCCCUGUGGGAUGCCUGAGGGUCAGAAUCUUAAGUGCCCUGGAUGUGAAAGACGAGACCCCACUGAGUCCCACAGCUGCCUGAGAUGCAUUAAGCAUCUGCAGGUGUGUAGGUUGCUGUCUACUAGCUGAGGGGUUUACAUGCAUGCCAAUCUGGCAACCCGCCACCUGGAUAUAACUUGCUGCUUCUUAUAUGUGUCCUAUAGCUCAUCUAUGCGCUGAACAUAAAAGGGCGUCCAGUGUAGCCUUGCUCUGGCUUUAAAUGUACGAGGUGGAACAAAAUGGUGUUAAUGUGUUGGACAUGGUGUCGUGCUGGCACCCCUCAUGGAAGCGGUCAGUAGCUAAAUCUGUCUCUGACUGAAGCUGUUUAUGUGACUGGGGAAGGUUUGAGGAGAAGAGUAGUUCAGUGAUCAAGUGUCUGUAAAAUACUGUCAAGCAUAUUUUUGUUGUCAAUUGGAUGUUGGAUACAGUGACAAUACGUUGGACAAUAUUGCUGUAAAAAAAAAAAAAGUCUGGCUGAAGGAAAAAAUGUGCAUCGUGGUGACUGCACUGACAACUGCGUUGUGAGGCUGUAAUUUUUUUCUAAGGAUUUGGGCUCAUUUGGAUUUUUUUUUGUUUGUUUGUUCUCAACAGUGUGUUUCUAUUGCUUCUCUUUGAACCUGUAAAUAAGAGGGCAAGAAAUGGGCUGUAAAUAAAAUGCAAAUGUAGAUACCUUUUAGAGCUACAGCAGUGAAUCUGUGUAGUCUUUAGGUGAAGAGGAAAAAAUAAAGAAUAUUUUGUGUUUACAUUA